GAUAAAAGUCCAGAUCAGGAUACCUCUCUAGUGGACAAAAUGGAGUCACCUUCUUCUAUUGGUGAAGCUGAAAGAGCCGCUGGAUUCCUGACUCAGGUUCUGAGGUUCUCCCAGGAAUGGGGAGGAAUUCGCUGGAUCCGCACAAAUCUUUCUCCUGAUCUGUCUUUCAGAGGGAUCCCCAAGGAUAAAAGUCCAGAUCAGGAUACCUCUCUAGUGGACAAAAUGGAGUCACCGUUGUUCAUGGAAUCAUCUUCUUCUAUUGGUGAAGCUGAAAGAGCCGCUGGAUUCCUGACUCAGAUUCAGAUUCAGAUUCAGAUUCCGAGGCUGGGAGGAUCUUUGGAGAGCCAGGAGAGUCAGAGGAGACCAGCUUCCCGGUGCUGUAAGGUCCGUGCUGAGGCUGUGAAAGGAGAGAAGCAGGAAGAGCUGCAGGUUCUGAGGUCCUUCCAGGAAUGGGGAGGAAUUCGCUGGAUCCGCACAAAUCUUUCUCCUGAUCUGUCUUUCAGAGGGAUCCCCAAGGAUAAAAGUCAAGGUCAGGAUACCUCUCUAGUGGACAAAAUGGAGUCACCGUUGUUCAUUGAAUCAUCUUCUUCUAUUGGUGGAGCUGAAAGAGCCGCUGGAUUAUUGAUUCAGGGUGCUGUGUCCUUUGGAGAGGUGGCCAUCCAUUUCAACAAUGAAGAGUGGUUGCUGCUUGAUCCCAGCCAGAAAGCCCUGCAUGAAGAAGUCAUGUUGGAAACGUCUAGGAUGGUGGCCUCUUUAGCAUUUGAGGCGCAGAAGAAGGAAAACGAACAAGAGCCAAAUUUAGGGCCGUUGCAAAUAAUCACAACUGAAAUUCCUGAAGAGACAUCUACAAAUAAGCAGGGAAGGAAGAAACAUAAAAAGAAGCAUAACUGGAGAGAAAAAUCAAUUCCUGAAUGUGUGGAAAUGGAUCGCUUCCUGACCCAACAUGAUUCCAAACAAAAUACAGGGAAAUGUCAAAGUAGAAAAAGAUCCAAAGCAAACCCCAAUGCUAGUAAUCACUGCAAAUCGGGAAAAAGCUCCAGCAGUAAUAAUCUUACUUCACAUAAAAAGAACCAGGCAAGGGGGAAGCCCUACAACGAUGUGGACUGUGGAAAAAGCAGUAAUUCAAUUUCUCAUAAAAAGAUCCAUAAAUGUGUGGAUCGUGGAAAACGUUACAGUGUGAAGAGUUCCCUUACGUACCAUAAAAGGGUACAUACUGGAGAAAAACCCUUUAAAUGCAUAGAAUGUGGGAAGGGCUUCAAAAGUAGAAUUUACUUGAUGUGCCAUAGAAGGAUCCAUUCACGGGGAAAACCUUAUAAAUGUGUGGAUUGUGGGAAAAGUUUCAGUAUGAAGAGUUCUCUUACGUACCAUAAAAGGAUACAUACAGGAGAAAAACCCUAUAAAUGCAUGGAGUGUGGAAAAAGCUUCAGGGGAAGCAGUGUUCUUAAUUGUCAUCAACGGAUCCACACAGGAGAAAAACCCUAUAAAUGCCUAGACUGUGGGAAGGGCUUCAGCCAAAGCAGUAGCCUUGUUUCCCAUAAACGGGUCCACACAGGAGAAAAACCAUUUAAAUGCAUACAGUGUGGAAAGAGCUUCAGUGUAAAGAGUGCUCUUACUUCCCAUAAAAGGGUCCACACAGGAGAAAAACCCUUUAAAUGCAAACAGUGUGGGAAGAGCUUCACAACUAGUAGUUCCCUGAUAUGCCACAAAAGGAUCCAUACAGGGAGAAAACCUUACAAAUGUGUGGAUUGUGGACAAAGGUUCCGUGUGAAGGGUUCCUUUACUUCCCAUAAAAGGGUACAUACUGGAGAAAAACCCUUUAAAUGCAUAGAAUGUGGGAAGAGUUUUAAAAGUAGUAAUUACCUGAUGUGCCACAAAAGGAUCCAUUCGGGGGAAAAACCUUAUAAAUGUGUGAUUUGUGGACAAAGUUUCAGAACGAAAUCUUCCCUUACAGCCCAUGAAAAGAUACAUACAGAAGAAAGACCCUUUAAAUGCAAGGUGUGUGGCAAGAGCUUCAAGGGAAAGAGUUCUCUUAAUUGUCAUAAACUGAUCCACACAGGAGAAAAACCCUAUAAAUGCCUAGAGUGUGGGAGGGGCUUCAGCCAAAGCGGUACCCUUGCUUCCCAUAAACGGGUCCACACAGGAGAAAAACCCUAUGAAUGCAUGGAGUGUGGAAAGAGCUUCAGUGUAAAGAGUUCUCUUACUUCUCAUAGACGGAUCCACACAGGAGAAAAACCCUAUAAAUGCCUAGACUGUGGGAAGGGCUUCAGGCAAAGCUGUGACCUUGCUACCCAUAAACGGAUCCACACAGGAGAAAAACCCUAUAAGUGCAUGAAAUGUGGAAAGAGCUACAAAAACAGCAAUUACCGGAACCUCCAUAAACGGCUCCACACGGGAGAGAAACCCUAUACAUGUAUGGAGUGUGGAAAGAGCUUCACUUGCAAGACUUCUCUUACUUCUCACGAGAGGAUCCACACAGGAGAGAAACCCUAUAAAUGUAUAGAGUGUGGGAAGAGCUUCAGCCGAAGCAGUCAACUUAGUUACCAUAACAGGGUCCAUACAGGAGAAAAACCUUAUAAGUGCACAGAGUGUGGAAAGACCUUCGUUGCUAGUAGGUCUCUGACUAUUCAUAAAAGGACCCACACCGGAGAGAAACCCUAUAAAUGCCUGGAAUGUGGGAACAGCUUCAGAUUUAACAGUAGCCUUUCUGUCCAUAAGAGGAUCCACAAAAGAGGGAAAUAGAAAUGUACGGAAUGUGGAAGGAGUUUUUGUGAAAGAGAACCCUUCUCAAGAAAGAACCCACAAUGGGCAGGAAAAUAUCCUGUAGACAGCAAUCAACUUAUUUCACUUAUGGAUAAACAGAAAAAUGAAUGGACAAAGAAGAUAGAUUUUCAGGUAGUCAAGAAAGUUAAAUAUUUGGGAGUAUACUUAACAGGAAGAUGUGCAACAAUUAAAGAAAGUAACUAUAAAGGAUUAAUACAACAAAUUAAAUUGAACAUGGAACACUGGAAAACUUUGCAACUGUCUUUCACUAUCUAUUUUAUAACCAUAAAAUGAACAUCCUGCCGAAGGUAGUUUUUUUGUUCGAAAUGUUCCCUAUAAAAUAAGAGAGAGAGAAAUUUUGAUGAGCUGAACACAAUCAUCCUGAAAUACGUUAGGGAAUAAAAAAGAGCAAGAAUAAAACUGAUAAUGCUGCACAAAUCUAAAAACAAUAGGGGCUUUUGGUUGCCGGACUGGGAGCUUUAUUAUCAGGCUUCUGUACUAACUUGGGUGAAAGAAUGGAUAAAUCUAAGACAUAGAAGAGUAUGUCAUGUUGAAGGGACAUGAUCUUCAAUUGGGAUGGCAUGCCUUUUUGUGGUAGGAAAAGAAUAAAAUACAUAGAUAUUUUC
Molecule: messenger RNA, 3386 nt
Organism: Pantherophis guttatus
Lineage: Eukaryota; Metazoa; Chordata; Lepidosauria; Squamata; Colubridae
Source: RefSeq, a predicted model, not a curated record